This is a messenger RNA of Prunus avium (sweet cherry), 1220 nucleotides long. Its product is annotated as small multi-drug export protein. The record is from RefSeq and is a predicted model, not a curated record. Gene Ontology annotation, cellular component: chloroplast. NCBI's taxonomy places the organism in Eukaryota, Viridiplantae, Streptophyta, Magnoliopsida, Rosales, Rosaceae.
AUUUUGAUGGGUGCUUCGAAAACCUUGUUUGGAAACAGUAAAUUUUCAGUCAAACAACCAUUCACAAAUCCACAACAGAAAGCCCCCAACACCUCGGCUCACAGAAUUUCUAUCAGACACCUAACUCGGAGGCACAGAACCUGAGCUGACAACCCAUCAACUCUCCAACUUCCCAUUUGCAAUGGCUCUAUUUUUAUCAGCAUCAACAUCACCAUUAACAUCAAAUUUGUCUCUUGGAAAGACCCGCUUCAGAUUUUCACCAAAACAUGGCCGCCCCUCCAUUGCCCAUAGCAUUCAACCCCGAUUCAAUUCAAAUGCAGACUUAAAUUUCCAAACUUUGUCCCCUUUAAACCCUCUUUUGGCAAAUUCACCCCUUUCUCACGUUGCAACAAGAGUUUCUUCACAUGGGUUUCUUGAUAAAGAUGAGAAAGAUGAUAUUUUGCCAGUCUUUGAGGAACGGCCAGUCAAAUUUGUUUUUUGGGUUUUGGUUUGGGCCUCUGUGUCCCUUGCUUUGUUCGCAGCUUCUGGGGAUGCUAAUGCGGCAGCAGCUGCUGCAGCUGAUUCCAUUAGAGCCUCCAGUUUUGGCCUGAAGAUUGCGAGUGCGCUUCGAGGCUCAGGCUGGCCUGAUGAGGCUGUGGUAUUUGCCCUGGCUACGCUUCCUGUGAUUGAGCUUCGUGGGGCUAUUCCUGUUGGUUACUGGCUGCAACUCAAGCCUGUUAUGCUAACCGUUCUAUCCGUUCUGGGGAACAUGGUUCCUGUGCCCUUCAUCAUACUUUACUUGAAGAGAUUUGCAUCUUUCCUUGCUGGAAAGAACAAGGCCGCAGCUCGGUUCCUUGACAUACUGUUUGUGAGAGCCAAAGAGAAAGCUGGCCCUGUAGAGGAGUUCCAAUGGCUUGGUCUGAUGCUGUUUGUGGCUGUGCCUUUCCCUGGAACAGGAGCAUGGACAGGAGCCAUCAUAGCUUCCAUUCUUGAUAUGCCAUUCUGGGCAGCAGUGUCUGCAAAUUUCUUUGGUGUUGUAUUGGCUGGGCUUCUAGUAAAUUUGAUGGUGAACCUUAGUCUCAAAUAUGCAAUUAUCACUGGUAUUAUCCUCUUCAUUAUAUCCACAUUCAUGUGGAGCAUCCUUCGGAACCUUAGGAAGUCUUUAAGCUCAUCAAGCUGAUAUGACAUUGGAAAUUCUUAAAGUAAUCCAAUCCCUCACAAGGGUUAACUGAUGAUCUUUG